AGUUACUUAAAUUUUAUAAAUAAUUUUUUAGCGAAUAAUUAUUUAGAUAUAAAUAUGUAUAUAUUAAUAUAAUUUUAAAUGAAUUUAAAAAUGGUUAAUUUUUAAAAAUAUUAUGAUCAGUAGAAGUUCAAAAAUUUUAAAUUUUUUUAAAAAAAAAUAGGAAAAUGAAUUUUAAAUAGUUAUUAAUAUUUUUGUAUUUUAAUGGUCGAAAUUCUAAAAUUUUUGGAUAAAAAGUUAAUUUUUCAUGUGAUACAACUAGUUAUGAUAUAACAAAAUAUAAAAACAAAAAUAAAAAGGUUGUGCCUCAUGUGCCCUUUUCUAGGCAGCACACACAUGUAAAGUCAUUUUAAGGCUUAGCGUGUAUAUAUAUAUAUAUAUAUAUAUUAGUAUUUACUUACAAGUGUGAGUCUAUCUUACUUAUCAGUGUUUGUUGUUUAUAUGUGACUAGGUAUGAGGCCGAAUUAGUAGAGAAAAUCGUCAAUGAUGUGUUGAAAAAAUUUAGUGAUAUGUCUAAAAGUGAUGAUUCUUAUGAUACCAAAUUGAUUGGAAUUAAAUCGCGUGUGGAAAAAGUGGAAUGCUUGUUAAAAGAUAAGCAAGUUGUAGGAAUUUUGGGGAUCGGAGGCGUUGGUAAAACAACUAUUGCACUAGAAGUAUUUCGUCGAAACAAAAAUCAAUUUAAUGGUCAUUACUUUGUUGAAAAUGUCAGGGAAACAAUGAUAAAGAAAUCAUCAAAAUCAGCACGAAAAAAAAUAAUUUGUGAAUUAUUAAGGGACAAACAUAUAGAUGAUUUGAAUGAUCAUGUUUGCAAAAGGCUCAAGAGUAUGAAGGUAUUGAUUGUUUUUGAUGAUAUAGAGGAUCGAAACCAUUUAAAAGAUUUAGCAGGAGAGUGUCAUUUGUAUGGUGAGGGAAGUAGAAUCAUCAUAACUAGUAGAGAUUCACUUGGUUUAUCAGAAGAAGGCAUAUAUGAGGUUGAGAAGUUAAUUGAUUCUCAAGAUCUGGAACUCUUUAGCUUACAUGCCUUCGAGCAAAAUCGUCCCAAGGAAGAAUAUAAGGAGCUAUCAAAGAAGGCGACAAUCUAUGCUGGAGGCAAUCCACUAGCUCUUAAAGUUUUGGGAUCUCAUUUAUUUCGUAGGACGAUAGAAGAAUGGGAAAGCGAAUUGGAAAAAUUGAAAGGCAAAUCUCUUAAAAAAAUUGAAGAUGUUUUGAAAAGAAGUUAUGAUGGGCUAGAAAAGAAUGAACAGGAAAUAUUUCUUGACACUGCAUGUUUCUUCAAAGGUGAAAAUAAAGAUCAUGUCAAGAGAAAAUUAAAAGCAUUUGGUUUCUAUCCAGAAAGUGGAAUACCUCGUCUAAUUGAGAAGUCUCUGAUAACUAUUUCAAACAAUAGGGUAGGUAUGCAUGACUUGCUAGAGCAAAUGGGCAAGGAUAUUGUUAAUGAGGAAUGCAAACAGCCUGGCGGACGCAGCAGGUUGUGGAAUUAUGAAGAUAUUAGUUAUGUAUUGACAACAGAGACGGGAACCGGAAAUGUUGAGGCCAUAUCGUUUCGUCCGGGUGGGAGAGAUAUUUUGAAGCUUUUGAAGCUAAGUGCCACGGCCUUUGCGAAGAUGUGCAAUCUUAGAUUCAUCGAAGUAUAUGCAAUGUCGAACAAAGUGCUCCUUCCUAAGAACUUUGAAUUUUGUGCACAAGCGCUAAGAUGUCUUUACUGGGAUUAUUAUCCUCUGGAAUCUUUGCCGUUAAAUUUUUGGCCAAAGAAUCUUGUAGAACUUCGCAUGCUUUCUAGCAAUCUCAUACAACUGUGGAAUGGAGGAGAUAAGCCUCUUGAAAAUUUGAAAUUAAUGGACCUCAGCCUCUGUUGUCGCCUGGAAAGGAUUCCGAACUUGUCUAGUAUUGCCCCAAAUGUCGAGUUUUUAUAUUUGGACACAUGUUUGAGUUUGGUUGAAAUUCCCUCUCUUCAAAAUCUGAGCAAGCUUACUGAACUUUAUUUAACUGGAUCCAAGGAAAUCAAAGAUUGUCCAGAGAUUCCGUGUAAUAUAAGGAUUCUAAAAUUAGACAGAACUGGAAUAGAACAACUGCCCUCAUCAAUUAAGCAUCUGUCUCAACUUGUCAUAUUGUCCUUGGAUCAGUGUACAGCACUCGCGAGUCUUCCAAGCAGCAUUGGCAAUUUGAAACGUCUUGAAGAACUUCAUCUAGCUGAAUGUUCAAGACUCGUGACUAUUCCAAGCAGCAUAGGCGAGUUGAAAUGUCUUGAAAAGUUAUUUCUCCCGGAUUGCUCAAAUUUAGCAAGUCUUCCUGAAAGCAUCAAACAACUUUCGAAGUUGAAACUGCUUAAUUUAGAAGAUUGCAGGAGACUUAAAAGUUUACCAGGGCUUCCAUCAUGCUUAAAAUUAUUAAAAGCAAUUGAUUGCCACUCUCUGGAAUCUGCAUCAAUUUCUUUCAAUUUCUUAGAACAUGAAGAUGAAAAUGAAGAAGCAGAUAAAAGUGAACAUGAAAAUGAAGAAGCACAUAAAAGUGAAUCUGAAGAUUGCAAAUUUCUUGAUUUUAGUAAUUGCGUCAAAUUGAAUAAGAAAGUAAUGGAGGAUGUUUUUGAAGCGCACAAGUUGGGUCAGAAAGUUACAUUAUUGAUGGCAGGAGGUGAAGUGCCAGAAGGGAUGAGGUAUAAGAAUAAAGGAUCCUCGCUUUCCUUCAAACUUGACCUUCGUGACGUAAUUGCCUUUUCUUUCUGCGUUGUUCUUCGUCCCAGAGGUUUAAUCGAUUUUCCUGGAUUUGAAGUGGAUUUCAUAUGUGAAUCUGGAAAUAGGCGGGAACGUAAUGCGUUCAACUUAUUUAGCUAUAAGGACGUUGCGAAUUGGAAUGGUUAUGGAGGUCCGUAUGAUUCGGACUUAUCACACGUGUUGCUUUCAUUCAAUGGAUUGAGGACACGUUUUGAUGAAGAGUGUUUCGUUAAGGCCUCAUUUUGCUUCAACGCUGACGGUUUCGCGGAACCGCAGGAAAUUAUGGAGUGUGGGGUCCAUCCUAUAUAUAGUAGAGAUAAAAGGAAAAGCAGAAAUGAAAAGCAUCAAGAUGACAAAUCGAAGAGAAGAAGAAUAAAUAAUGAGGAGGAAGCUUCUUCUUCUUCUUCACUCGAUCGAAAUCUCUCUCUAUCUCUUCCUGCUUCCUCUUAACCAAACCCCACUCACUUUCACAACAGGUAUAACUCAUUUCUAGUUUGCCGAUACUUUUUAGCAUUCUUAAUUGCUUUACUCUUACAAAUACCUGCAAUCUUUUGCAGCUCUAUCAUCUGCCGCUCUAUUGUCAUUUGAGAGAGGGAAGACUAUAGAGGAGAAUAAUUAAGCUCAAAUCAGGGGAAAAACAACAGGUGAAAUGAUAAAUAGUAUCUUCGUUAUAUGUAAUGUGAACAAUAUUACAAUAUAAUAUGUUGUUAUGUGAACAUAUAAUCUAUUCUGUCAUCCACAUUACAACAUUA
Messenger RNA from Hevea brasiliensis (rubber tree), 3460 nucleotides. RefSeq names its product disease resistance protein RPV1-like. The coding region runs from base 507 to 3158 and encodes 883 amino acids. The transcript has 3 exons. Lineage: Eukaryota; Viridiplantae; Streptophyta; Magnoliopsida; Malpighiales; Euphorbiaceae. Gene Ontology annotation, biological process: defense response. Gene Ontology annotation, molecular function: ADP binding. The record is from RefSeq and is a predicted model, not a curated record.